Molecule: messenger RNA, 1925 nt
Organism: Spea bombifrons (plains spadefoot toad)
Lineage: Eukaryota; Metazoa; Chordata; Amphibia; Anura; Pelobatidae
Gene: PDYN
Product: prodynorphin
Exons: 3
Coding region: 372-1202 (276 amino acids)
Biological process (GO): neuropeptide signaling pathway; sensory perception; chemical synaptic transmission
Cellular component (GO): neuronal cell body; axon terminus; plasma membrane
Molecular function (GO): opioid receptor binding
Source: RefSeq, a predicted model, not a curated record
GUGAGUGCACGGAGCAGCCAUUCCUCCGCAUCCCUGAACCCACAAAGUGAUUGGAGUCCCCUCCAUCGUCGGAGCGACACAAACAGAUCCACGGACCCCCAAACUAUGUGAAAAGCAGCCUGAAAGCUAGAGGUCCACACAGUCCCAGAAGCAUCCACUGCAUUGCCCCCCAAACUUUUUUGCAGGUACCUAAAACGCACACUUUGCAAAAAGCAGACAACCCUCAGCCAUCGGCCGGGACAGCCCCCCGAAUAUUAUCCGAGGGGCGAAGGUCCUCGAAACCCGAAAGGCAGUCUACAAGCUGAAGCAAGUGCCACCGCGACCAGAGGAUUCCCACCUGCACCUGCCCCAAAGUAGCCAUUGUGGGCAGGAUGGGUUUACUGGUCCUGCUGCUGCUGCUGACUCUGGGCAACCCACAGGCCGCGUGCGACUGCGUGUCCUGGUGCUUCUCCUGCCACCUGCACUUCAGGGACCCAAACGCCAAUUUCAACCCCCUGGUUUGUUCCUUGCAGUGUGAAGGGUCUCUUCUGCCCCAUACAGACUGGGACAGAUGCGUGAUGCUCCUAUCCCUUCAAGAAGGUCUUGUCCAAGAAGACAAAAGGGAACAAGAGCGCGUCCCCACUGAGUUGGACCUCCAUGAAACUCCAGUGAAGCGCUACGGGGGAUUUUUGAAGAAACCCGACAAAAAUAAAUUUUUCUUUACCUCCCCAAAACGGCAAAACAGGGACAUCAAGGGCCAGGGCAACAAGGAAUAUGGUGGCCUCCUGCAACAUCUUGUGGAGCUUCGGGCUGACAAAGAGCCGGAGGCGGAAAGCCAGGGUGGCGAGGAGCCCAACAAACAGAACCAGGCGUGGGCUGGGAGGGAGGAGAGGAAGCGGUAUGGGGGCUUCCUACGCAAAUACCCAAAGAGGAGUAUCGAGAACCUGCGGGGGGAGGAGCUGGGAAGGGGGCCGGGGACAGAGAAGAGGGUGGUGCUUGAGGAAGCUCUAGCGCAGGGGGUGGAGUCUCAAAAGGGAAGUGAUGCUGAUUACGGAGUGGCGGAUCUCCACAAGCGCUAUGGAGGGUUCAUGCGCAGGAUCCGUCCCAAACUAAAGUGGGACAAUCAGAAGCGGUACGGGGGCUUCCUCCGGCGCCAGUUUAAGGUGAAUACAAGGUCAGAGGAGGAGCCUGGCAUCUUUUCGGGGGAAUUAUCUGACCUAUAAGAGAAGACAGUGCCGGGAGGAGGCAAGGGGAGGAGGAGAGCAAGGCCGAGAUUCCCGGACCCUGUACCUGUUGCUCCCGCUCAGCGGCCAAUUUGGGGCAUAUCUGGGGUUAUGUAUAAAGGCAAUUCUGGUGCGAAGCGGUACAAAUGGUGCAGUCGCCAUGGCAACCAAUGGAACGUCUCUGCUUCCACAAUUAUCACCAGAAUUUCCCUUCAUGCAGAACCCCCCCCUGCCCCUGGCUCCAGCUUGCCUCCUCUCCCCCCGCCGCUCCCGUUCCCCUCCGAUGCAUGGAGCUGUACAGCCGUUCUUUUUUUUGCCUUUGUAUAAAUGUUACUUGAAUGCAAGACGCCGUCCCUUCUCCCUCGACCCGUCCGGGUAUUUAAAACGAUGGUGAAAUCCUCUAUUGUUUAGUUUCUGUAAAAAAAAAAGUUGCUAAAUAACCUGCACCUGCCGACGGCGCAUCUCGACACACCAGCGGCGCACCUCGACAUCCCGGCAGCGCAUCUCGACGGCACAUCUGGACACACCAACAAAGCAUCUCAACACACCGACAGGCGCACCUUGAUACACCGACGUCGCACCUCGACACACCAAACGGAGCACCUCGACAUCCCGACGGCACACCUCGACAUUCCCAUGGCACCAGACCUGUCUUGCUUGUUGUUAAUAUGUGAAUAAAGAAACUGAUUUCUGCUCUAAAUAAACCCGUUUUGUGUCCAUGAA